AUGUUCGGUCUCUUCGUUCUCUCGUCGCUCCUCCUCUCCAAGAGCGUGCUCUCAGCCCCUACCGCGGAGGUUGAGCUCCAGACGCGUGCUGCUGCCACUGUCCCGGCAGCACCCCGCUUCGUCAUCUAUAGCGACAAGUGGGUGUCUGGCGAGACCGGUCCUCCCUCGGUCGACCAGUUGACGGGCUACAACGUUUUUGCUCUGUCAUUUUUGUUGACAAGCGGUGCUGCUGACCAAGCUCUCGAGUGGGAGGAAAUCACCGAUGACGACCGCAGUAGCUUCAAGUCGCAGUAUUCUGCUGCCGGGAUCAGUCUCAUUGUCUCUGCAUUCGGUGCUACCGAUGCGCCCACGUCGUCCGGUGCCGAUGCUGUCACGACGGCGAACAACGUUGCCGCGUGGGUGAAGCAAUACCAGCUCGACGGCGUAGACGUGGACUACGAGGACUUCGACGCCAUGGACAAGGGUGACGGCAGCGCUGAGAGCUGGCUCGCCACCUUCAGCACACAGAUUCGUACCCAGCUGCCCAAGGGCCAAUACAUUCUGAGCCACGCGCCGGUUGCGCCUUGGUUCUCUGUCAGCAGCACUUUUGCUGGUGGUGCCUACUUGAAGGUUGACCAGACUGUUGGUGAUGCAAUUGACUGGUACAACAUUCAGUUCUACAACCAGGGCACCGACGAGUAUACCACAUGCGACGGCCUUCUCAACACUUCUGGUGGCUCGUGGCCUAACUCUUCCUUGUUCGAGAUCGCCGCUCAGGGCGUCGAUUUGCAAAAGCUGGUCAUUGGAAAGCCCGCUCAGUCUGCGGGCGACGCCAAUAACGGCUUCAUUGAUCCAACAACUCUCGCGGGCUGCCUUGCUCAGGCUAAGGCCAAAGGCUGGGGCGCGGGUGUCAUGGUCUGGGAGUUCCCUGACGCCGCUGCUAGUUGGAUUGAGACCGUGCGUUCCCAGGCGUUCCCCGAGUAG
Messenger RNA from Dichomitus squalens LYAD-421 SS1, 963 nucleotides. RefSeq names its product glycoside hydrolase family 18 protein. Gene Ontology annotation, molecular function: hydrolase activity, hydrolyzing O-glycosyl compounds. NCBI's taxonomy places the organism in Eukaryota, Fungi, Basidiomycota, Agaricomycetes, Polyporales, Polyporaceae. The record is from RefSeq and is a predicted model, not a curated record. Gene Ontology annotation, biological process: carbohydrate metabolic process. The transcript is spliced from 10 exons. The coding region runs from base 1 to 963 and encodes 320 amino acids.